Molecule: messenger RNA, 1495 nt
Organism: Silurus meridionalis
Lineage: Eukaryota; Metazoa; Chordata; Actinopteri; Siluriformes; Siluridae
Product: histone H1-like
Exons: 1
Coding region: 807-1433 (208 amino acids)
Biological process (GO): nucleosome assembly
Cellular component (GO): nucleosome
Molecular function (GO): structural constituent of chromatin; DNA binding
Source: RefSeq, a predicted model, not a curated record
UGUUCGAAUUAGGGUUAGCGCAGCCUGAAUGACAUGGAGUUAGGGUUAGGGUUAGGGUUGGCACUGUUCCAAUUAGGGUUAGUGCAGCCUGACCUGAUUGGAAUUAGGGUUAAGCGGGCAACGAGGCACACCUGUCGGCUUGGGACUACUAGAGGACGGGACCGUGCACGAGGCGCGCCAGGCCGAGUGGCGAAGACCAGACGAUGACAAAGACAUAGGGAGUCCGGCUGCGGGAGGCACACGGGGAGUUUGCACACCUGCUCCAUACACUAACACAUGUGCUUCACACAGCCCACAAGAGCCAGCGUUCCCAAUACUACGCACAGCACUCACACACUGCCAAUGCGUCAGACACAUUGACAAGGCUCGCCGUUCACGUGAAACACACGCUGUUCCACCGACAUGGCUGUUACUCACCCCUUUUUACACUGCACUCUGCACCAAAUACGCCGAGCGCCGGCUCGAGCGCCAGGCGCGCGGUGCACUUUCGUGCAAAACGCGAGCGACCACUGCUCUUUAUUCGGCCAUGACGGGCAUCGGGGAACACUUGCAAGCCCGUACGCGCGAAAUGUGUGCAUAAUAGCGCGGGAUCUUGUCUUCGGCGUCUUAUUUACGACGAGAAACGCUGCGAGAAAACACACUCGCGAGCGUGUCGCGGAAGCGCACUGAUUCGGCCCGGUUGAGUCUACAACGUUCUCAUGCUUGGUUUUAAGACCGGCCCACCAGCAGAGGGGCGGGAGGUUUCUGUGUGUUACACAGCGUAUACAGAGUCUGACUCGCACUGAGAUACUAGAGAUACUAGAGAGAUGGCAGAAGUUGCUCCCGCGCCCGCCGCCGCGCCGGCUAAAGCGCCAAAAAAGAAAGCAGCGUCGAGGGCCAAGAAAGCCGGCCCCAGCGUCGGCGAGCUCAUCGUCAAAGCGGUUUCCUCGUCCAAGGAGAGGAGCGGUGUGUCGCUCGCCGCCCUGAAGAAAGCCUUGGCCGCCGGCGGAUACGACGUGGAGAAGAACAACUCCCGCGUCAAGCUCGCUGUCAAGGGUCUCGUGCUGAAGGGAACUCUUCUACAGACCAAAGGGACCGGCGCGUCUGGCUCUUUCAAGCUAAACAAGAAGCAGACCGAAGCCAAGAAGCCCGCAAAGAAGACCGCAACUAAGGCGAAGAAGCCCGUCGCUGUUAAGGCGAAGAAACCCGCCGCAGCGAAGAAGCCCAAGAAGGUGGCGGCCAAGAAACCUGUUGCCGCUGCCAAGAAGUCCCCGAAGAAGGCAAAGAAGCCCGCAGCGGCUGCUAAAAAAGCCACCAAGAGCCCGAAGAAAGCGAAAAAGCCGGCGACUCCUAAAAAAGCAGCCAAGAGCCCCAAGAAAGCAAAGACCGUGAAGCCCAAAGCGGCGAAGCCCAAGGCUGCAAAGGCGAAAAAGACAGCGCCCAAGAAGAAGUAAACAUUUUUGUUUGUUUGUUUAUUUCAUGUCUACCUUAACUAAACGGCUCUUUUAAGAGCCAC